AUGCAGCCACAGGUGUUCACGCAUCCUCGUCCAAAUUCAGUGCAGCUUCACGAGUGCUUUGGCGCCACGGGCAAGGCUUGCUGGAAGCGCUGCAAGGUGCCCGGAGACUAUGCUGAGUUCGAAUUCUCGACUGAUGGAGAUGGGGGCGAUAAGCCGGACAAGCGAUGGGGUGUCUUGGCUCUGGUGCUUCCCGCCACAUCGAGUGAUGAUACGGGCUUGCAGGAAAAGGUGGAUGAGUUCCUGGGUCGCUGGGUGGAGGUGGAGAGGGAUGCCUGGGAUGAAGUGCGUCUCCGAGCCCUUUGUGCUCGACACGGCUGGGAGUUCGAAUGGAUGCAGUGGGACGUCCUCAAGCUCUCCACUCCAGCAGCUCCAGUUCUGCCCGGCGACUCCGCAGAGCCGGAUGGCGCAUCCGGCGCUGAAGCUCGGGAGUCUUGCGCUCGAGAUCUGGCCGUCCUCAAGGACGAGGAGCAGCGAGUGGCAGAGGCACGCACUUGGUAUGCACAGACUGCAGACGAGCUGGAGCGAGAUGUCGCUGCCAAGCAGCACGAGCUCCAGACCGCAAAGUCGCAUGCCGAGGAAAUCCAGAAAGUGUGCAGCGAGCUUGAAAAGACUCGAAGCUCCAGAAGAAGCCUGCUACAGGACCGCACUGCAGCUUUGCAGGCAGCGCAAGCCAGAGCGCAGGACCUCGAGGAAGAGCUUGCGGGCACAGAGGCAGAGCUGGCAACAGCCGCCACUGAGCUUCAAAGGCUCGAGAAGGAGGAAGUGGAGCGAGCCACGGAAAUUGAGGAUGCCAGGCAGAAGUUGUCUGAGGUCCAGAUGGAGAUCGAGACUAUGCAGGCACGUGCCCAGACGUCCAGAUCAACACACGCUGUUGUCGAUUUUCUCCCGUGCUCGCUGAGUCUCCCGGAUGCAGUCUCCAAGAUGGCUGCCGCCGAUGCAGUGAUGCCCGUGAGCCUGCCGACUGGCGCCGGCACGCGCGAGGUGCUGGAUGUGGGCUACCCUGUCCUGAAUCUCCAGAAACUGGACAAUCCACAGGUCUCCAUCCACCAGUGUGCUCAGCGCUAUGGAUCGCAGGCCAUCCGCUCCAUCUUCGAGAAACUGGAGGAGCGUCAGUCCCAGCCCGUGUUUGAGGAACUCAACCUCUCCGACAACUACGUCGGAGAUGAUGGCGCUGCCUACCUCAAGGAUGGUCUUAAGGGCAACAAGGCCCUCAAGCGUUUGCUGAUGCCACGUGCUGCCAUGCGAACUGCCGGAUUUCAGUCCAUCGGCGCUCUUGUCGGCACCUGCCCUUCUCUCGAGAUGCUCGUGCUGAGCUCAAACUUGGCCGAUGCGGCAGGCGUUGAGGGCGAUUUCUCCGCAGGACUUGGCAAGAACAAGUCCCUGAAGUCACUGUGCUUGGCAGCUUGCCGCCUGAACAACGCAGGUGUUCAGCAUCUUUGCGCUGGGCCCCUGAUGACCCAUCCUGCGCUGGAGCACGUGUCCUUCAACUACAAUCGGCUGGAGGAUGAGGUUUGCAGCAGCGUGUGCAGGAUGUUGGCGACGAACACACGGCUGCGCUACCUCGAGCUUUGCGGCAACUCCAUCGGUCCGGCAGGUGCUGAGGAGCUGGUCAAGGGCCUCUCUGCCAACAAGGGCAACCUACAGAAGCUGGGACUGGCGCAGAACACCAUCAUGCAGAAAGGAUGCACCGCCCUCUGCAAGCAUUUCGUCUCCGAGAAGGGAAAGAGCCUUGAGUAUCUUGACCUGCGCCACAACAAAGUUGGCUACUACGGUUGCGUGGAGAUCCGAGCUAUGUUGAAAAAGCCCAUGGAUGACGACGAGUCGAACAAGGGUUGGAUGAUCAAUUUCGGUGAAAGACAGCUCAUGCUCAACGCGCACUGA
Messenger RNA from Symbiodinium necroappetens, 1881 nucleotides. Lineage: Eukaryota; Dinophyceae; Suessiales; Symbiodiniaceae. The record is from the annotation of a GenBank genome assembly.